AUGUCAGCUAUCAAGGAGGACACAUUGGAGGAGGUCAAAUCAAUCAUUCAGGAGGGGGAGGUUGUUGAGGUGCGCGAGGGAGCCAAAGUGCUCGAUCAUAAGCUCGAAAGAAGAAUUUGCCGGAAGUUUGACUACCGGAUUCUACCUUUGACAGCCUUGAUGUACCUUUUCAAUUCCUUGGACAAAUCCAACAUAUCUAAUGCAAAAACGGACGGUAUUGAUAAUGAUCUCCACAUCGUUGGACAACAGUGGAAUACUAUGCUCUCCAUCUUCUAUAUUCCUUUCGUUCUCUGUGCCUUUCCGCUUUCGUUACUGAUCAAAAAGUACAAUGCAGCCAAUGUGAUUCCAAUCAUGAUGUUCAGCUUUGGAAGCAUUACAUUGCUUCUUGUUUCAGCUUUUGAUUACGGCUCGUUGGUCGCAGGAAGAUGGUUCUUAGGAAUGUGUGAGUCGGCCUUUUUCCCAGGUAUUGUUUAUUAUUUGAGUACAUUCUACCGCAGAGCAGAACUGGCUAGAAGGCUGUCAAUCUUCUACGGUGCCUUCAACAUUGCUAACGCAUUCUCUGGACUGCUGUCCUAUGGUGUCUUUCAAAUCGAAAGUUCGCGUCUACACGGUUGGCAAAUUUUGUUCCUAAUUGAAGGAGCGUUGACGGUCGCAUUUUCUGUGGUUGCGUUUUUGUAUCUGCCGAGAUCCGUUCAACAGGUUAAGUUCCUCACAGAGGAAGAAAGAGAAUGUGCUGUGUGGAGAAUAUCGACGGAUUCGAGUUCCAUGGUUGGAGACAAACUAUCAAUCAAAGACUCUCUGAAAGUAUUCAGACAUCCUAUCGCAAUCAUGUGGAUGUUCCAAGAAAUUUGCAUUGGAGUUCCAUUGAAUUCCUAUAGCAACUGGUUCCCACAAAUUGUCCAGUCACUUGGUCACGGAACUGUCAUCACAAACCUCUACACAGUUGCUCCAAAUGUCUGGGGUGCUAUUUCCUUGAUGAUACUAUGUUUCGCUUCUGACUACACUAGAACUCGUUCCUUGUUUGUUGGAAUUGCUGUUGCGUCUACCCUCAUUGGAUUUGUUGUUUUCGGAACGAUCGACUCGGCGACUCAUACGGGGGUUGCUUAUUUCUCUUGCUUCCUGAUGACUACCGGUGUCUCUGCUUCUUCAGUUUUGACGUCCACUUGGUACAACAACAACACGCCAAACGAAAACAGAAGAAUGGUUAUAUCGGCUAUUGGCAUUCCUCUUGCCAACGCUUCUGGACUGAUUGCGAGUAACAUAUUCAGAGCCAAGGAUGCUCCAAAAUAUAUUCCUGCACUCGGAAUCACCGCAGCUUUUGGUGGUGCGGCUCUCAUCACUAUAGUAUUAAUCACUAUUUACAUGGUGGUCGAUAACAAGCGCCGAGACAAGGCUCAGGGCACAAAACUAACCUUCAGAGAUGUUCCAACAUAUUUGCUGGCAGAAGGCCCAUCCAAUCCUAGCUAUAGAUGGAUGUAUUAA
Ogataea parapolymorpha DL-1 is the source of this 1482-nucleotide messenger RNA. Its product is annotated as putative transporter. The record is from RefSeq and is a predicted model, not a curated record. Gene Ontology annotation, molecular function: transmembrane transporter activity. Gene Ontology annotation, cellular component: membrane. Bases 1 to 1482 code for a protein of 493 amino acids. Lineage: Eukaryota; Fungi; Ascomycota; Pichiomycetes; Pichiales; Pichiaceae. The transcript has a single exon. Gene Ontology annotation, biological process: transmembrane transport.